UUCUUCCAAAUUUAAAAAUUUCCAUCGCACACUUACUUUGCUUGUUAAGAUGCUUUCGGGACGUCUUUUUCCCGAUACCCAUAUCCUACCCAGCACUAUCAAGGCCUGCGCUGGAUUAUCAACCCUUAAAGUGGGUCAUCAACUUCAUGGCUUUGGUUUAACUACUGGGCUUGCAUCAGAUUCUCUUGUUGAAUCAUCUUUGGUUCAUAUGUACAUUAAGUGUAGUGCACUGAACUAUGCACAUAACGUGUUCAAUAGAAUGGCUGAUCCAGAUGUGAUAUGCGGGAGUGCAUUAGCGUCUGGGUAUGCGAAGAAAGGAGAUGUCAGUAAUGCCACUAUGGUGUUUGACGAGAUGGGAAAAUUGGGAAUUGAGCCAAAUUUGGUAUCCUGGAAUGGUAUGAUUGCUGGGUUUAAUCAGAGUGGGCAUUUCCUGGAGGCCGUAUUGAUGUUUCAGAGGAUGCAUUCAGACGGUAUUAGGUGUGAUGGAGUUAGUGUUUCUAGUGUUCUUGCUGCAGUUGGUGACUUGGAGGAUUUCAUCAUCGGAGUUCAGGUUCAUGGUUAUGCAAUCAGACUUGGACUUAGAUCAGAUAAGUAUGUUGUCAGUUCACUUGUAGAUAUGUAUGGGAAAUGUGGAUGUGCUCUGGAGACGUUGAGAGUUUUUGAAGAAAUGGAUAAAAAGGAUGUGGGUGCUUGCAAUGCGUUGAUUUCUAGCCUUUCUCGAAAUAAUAUGGUAGACGACGCAUUAAAGACUUUCAGAAAAUAUAAGGGCCAAGGGAUGGAAUUGAAUGUGGUUUCCUGGACCUCCAUGAUUGCUUGUUGCUCUCAGCAUGGCAAACAUCUUGUGGCUUUAGAACUUUUCAGAGAAAUGCAGAUUGCCGGUGUGAAACCAAAUUCUGUAACAAUCCCUUGCUUGCUUCCAGCUUGUGCCAGUAUUGCUGCAUUAGCACAUGGGAAAGCAGCACAUUGUUUCUCACUUAAGAGGGGUUUUACUGAUGAUGUUUAUGUGUGCAGUGCUCUCAUUGACAUGUAUUCUAGUUGUGGUAGGAUCCAAGCAGCUAGACGGUGUUUUGACAGGAUGCCUAGGCGUAAUUUGGUUUGUUGGAAUGCAAUGCUUGGUGGUUAUGCAAUGCAUGGGAUGAUAAAGGAAGCUAUCAAUAUCUUUCAGUUGAUGCAGAGUAGUCGACAACUACCAGAUCUUGUGAGUUUUACGAGUCUUCUCUCUGUAUGUAGCCAAUGUGGUCUUGUGGAAGUAGGGCAGAGUUACUUUAAUAGCAUGUCUAAAGAUUAUGGAAUUGAAGCUAGGAUGGAACAUUAUGCUUGCAUGGUGAGCCUUCUUGGGCGUGCGGGAAAGCUUGAAGAAGCUUAUUCUUUGAUGAAUGAGAUGCCAUUUGAGCCAGAUGCAUGUGUUUGGGGUGCUUUAUUAAGUUCCUGUCGGGUUCACCAUAACAUGCAACUGGGAGAAGUUGCUGCAAAUAGACUGUUUGCUCUGGAACCAAAGAACCCUGGGAAUUAUAUUCUCCUAUCAAAUAUUUAUGCUGCCAGAGGAAAAUGGACUGAAAUGGAUAAAGUCAGGGAUAUGAUGAAGCGUGCAGGAUUGAAGAAAAAUCCAGGAUGUAGCUGGAUUGAGGUCAAAAACAGGGUGCAUAUGCUUUUAGCAGGAGACAAAUCACAUCCUCAAAUGGCGCAGAUUUUACAAAAGCUGAAUAAGUUGAGCAUGGAAAUGAAGAAAUCAGGUUAUCUGCCUGAUACUGAUUUUGUGUUGCAAGAUGUGGAAGAACAGGAGAAGGAGCAUAUCUUAUGUGGCCACAGUGAGAAGUUAGCUGUAGUUUUUGGGAUAUUGAACACCAGUCCAGGGACUGCUCUAACAGUGAUGAAGAACCUCAGAAUUUGUGGGGACUGCCAUACUGCCAUUAAAUUCAUUUCCCGCAUCGAAAGGAGAGAAAUUUUAGUCAGAGACACAAACCGAUUUCAUCACUUCAAAGAUGGCGUCUGUUCAUGCGGGGACUUGUGGUGAUUCAGAUUCAGUGCUUAUACCAAAUUUUGUCAUAUUGGUGUUGCAGGAAAUUACCCUGGAGAUCUGGAGCUUGGAGUCGGCGAAACUCACUGCAGAAUCCUGAAAAUUGAAGCUUUUAUCUGUUAGGUUCAAGCUGAAGAGCAAAUUAUAAUCUGAAAAAAUGCUGGCUGUCAAUAAGAAUGUCAAAAGAUAUCUUAUCUAUUACUUCAGGUAUCUUCUGCCUCAGAGACUCAGAGAAGCUCCAAGAUUCCUGUUUUGAGUAUGCAAGUCAAGAAAUAUGAGGUCAUCAUUGUUAAAUGUAACAAGGAUGACACUGUUUAUUCUUGUAAUGGCCAUUGAAUCACUGUUGUCAGGUGGAAAGAAAUUAUUUUAGUGAAAUACUCUUUUGUAUUAGACAUGCCUGAAUAGUAUCAAGUAACAAAAUGCAUACUUCAGGCCGGUGGAUUGACUGCUGGACAUUUCAUACUGAUAGGAAGCUUCACAGCUGGAGGGUUUAAAUUUUUCUUUGUACAGUGGAAUUCAAUUCCUAAGUAGCAGCAGCAUGCCAUUUCAACAGGGCACACGGUAGAAAUCUGGCACCAGAAAAUAAUCCGAAAAGGAGGGUAUGCUGACAUGACUGAUGAUUAUAUAUAUGUUAGGUCUUACGGAAGAUCAAUUUUAAGAGCUUGCUUUGAAGCUAAUGGACCUUUUUGCCACAGAGUAUGCAUUUAUAUCUGCAAGCUGAUACACUUGGAGCGCAUGAUGGUAAACAGGAGUCAUGUGAUGCUGUUCGUGGAAAUAUGGUAUACUGAUGGGUAAUCGGGCCUCCUUGGUUGUUGGACUACGAAUAUUUUGCAGCAAUUACACAGAUGAGGCCUAUUACAUGCAAAUGCCAAUUGACUUUGGUUGGUCCACGCCACUUUGGAAAGUUGAGGCGUCUUUUAAUAAGUUAGCCCAAAGAAAACAGGGCAGAAAUGGGUGCGUCUGAUAUGAAAAGGGCAAAGUUACUUGUAUCGUAUAAUCUGGUUU
This is a messenger RNA of Coffea eugenioides, 3022 nucleotides long. Its product is annotated as pentatricopeptide repeat-containing protein At1g20230. NCBI's taxonomy places the organism in Eukaryota, Viridiplantae, Streptophyta, Magnoliopsida, Gentianales, Rubiaceae. The record is from RefSeq and is a predicted model, not a curated record. The transcript is spliced from 3 exons. Gene Ontology annotation, biological process: RNA modification. Bases 50 to 2014 code for a protein of 654 amino acids. Gene Ontology annotation, molecular function: zinc ion binding; protein binding; RNA binding.